AUGUCUCGCGGCGGCACCACUCUUUACGUCACUGGCUUCAGCCACGGCACGCGCGCUCGUGACCUUGCCUACGAGUUCGAACGCUACGGACGCCUUGUCCGCUGCGAUAUCCCGGCUCCCCGGUUUGCCUUUGUGGAGUACGAGGACCGUCGUGACGCUGAUGAUGCGUAUCACGAUAUGCACAACAAGCGUAUCGGUCGUGACGACAUCCUGAAAAUUGAGUGGGCCCGCACGCCUCCCUCUGCUUCAUGGCGGUUCGAUUCUGGCCGCGACCGCGACCGCCGCCGCUCUCCGCGCCGUGGCGGUCGCUCUCCGUCUCCCCGUCGCCGGGACUAUUCGCCUCGGAAGGAUGACCGGCGAGACCGCGACCGCGACUACGACCGCGAUUCCCGCCGUGACCGUGGUGAUCGGUCCCGCAGCCCCGAAAACCGUGACCGUGAUCGCGACGCGAAGGACGACCGCGACGACCGUGACGACCGUGACGAUCGGGACGAGCGCCGCGAAAGUGCCACCAACGGCGACGACCGGAAGGGUGUGUAA
Messenger RNA from Grosmannia clavigera kw1407, 540 nucleotides. Its product is annotated as pre-mRNA splicing factor. The transcript is spliced from 5 exons. Gene Ontology annotation, cellular component: nuclear speck. The coding region runs from base 1 to 540 and encodes 179 amino acids. The record is from RefSeq and is a predicted model, not a curated record. Gene Ontology annotation, biological process: mRNA splicing, via spliceosome. Gene Ontology annotation, molecular function: RNA binding. NCBI's taxonomy places the organism in Eukaryota, Fungi, Ascomycota, Sordariomycetes, Ophiostomatales, Ophiostomataceae.